AUGGGGAAGCUACGUACUCGUAAAGGACGGGUAACACGCUACUCGCAAUGUCUAGCGCCGGCAAUUCGGCGUUACGGCGUGGAGUACGGUGCGGGAUCGACGAAACAAAUUGGCGUCGGCCGACGUACGAACGCCGGAGUGAAAUUUUAUAACCUCGUAAAAAUCCAUGCGCUAACCGCCUCCGGCACGGGCACGGAGUGGCCCCUGCUUCGGCGC
This is a messenger RNA of Iphiclides podalirius (scarce swallowtail), 216 nucleotides long. Lineage: Eukaryota; Metazoa; Arthropoda; Insecta; Lepidoptera; Papilionidae. The record is from the annotation of a GenBank genome assembly.